Molecule: messenger RNA, 1398 nt
Organism: Notolabrus celidotus (New Zealand spotty)
Lineage: Eukaryota; Metazoa; Chordata; Actinopteri; Labriformes; Labridae
Exons: 7
Coding region: 198-1013 (271 amino acids)
Source: RefSeq, a predicted model, not a curated record
CGUACUGUACUUUCUUUAUGCGCCUCGGGAGCUGCAGACUUUGGUUCUGUUUCUUCCCUGCAAGGACACAGACACAGAUCACAUCUUUGAGCCUCCACAGUCAUCAUGAAACAAGCUGAACUUUGACCCGUCACGUGACGCCCAAGCUUGGAGAGGAAAGCUUUUCUUUGUGCUCCCUGGUCUCUGCACUCCACAGAAUGAAGAGCACUAAGUUUCUGGACCUUUUUGGGCGCCUUAAAUCUGUGGUUAUUGGAAUGAUUCAUGUGAAAGCUUUACCAGGCACACCACUGAGUUGUCUGAAAAUGUCCCAAAUCACUGAAGAGGCGUGCAAGGAAGCAGAAAUCUACCGCAAUGCAGGGAUUGAUGGUUUGAUCAUCGAGAACAUGCAUGAUAUCCCGUACUCCUUCUCCGUGGGCCCCGAGGUGUGUGCCUGUAUGACUGCAGUGUGCUCUGCUGUGAAGAGCGUCUGUCCAUCCAUGCCGCUUGGAGUGCAGAUACUGUCCUCUGCAAACCAGCAGGCCCUGGCUGUCGCUCUGGCUUCAGGUCUGGAUUUCAUCAGGGCUGAGGGCUUCGUCUUCUCUCACGUGGCAGAUGAAGGCCUCCUGAACGCCUGCGCUGGAGACUUACUGAGAUACCGCAAACAGAUCGGAGCUGAGCAUGUGCAGAUCUUCACUGACAUCAAAAAGAAGCACAGCUCCCAUGCCCUGACAUCAGAUGUGAGCAUAGAGGAGACGGCGCGUGCUGCAGAGUUCUUCCUCUCAGACGGACUCAUCAUAACAGGAACAUCCACAGGAGUGCAGGCUGACCCUCAGGAGCUCAGAGGCGUUUCCCAGUCUGUGAGAAUGCCCGUGCUUAUAGGCUCUGGUGUGACUUAUGACAACCUUGAGCGGUACAUCGAAGCAAACGGGAUGAUCAUUGGCUCUCAUUUCAAGAAGGGUGGCCACUGGGCCAAUGCAGUCGACCCAGAGAGUGUGGAGAGGUUCAUGAGAAAGAUGUGUGAGAUACGGAAAUGAGAGGAAAGGUUACCUGACCUCAGGGAUAAUGUAGAGUGAGCUGGUGGUUUCUAUACAAUAUACUACUUAUUACCUUGAUAGUAACUAAAUAUAUGAACAGGUGUUUGAUUUAAGAUGAUUUAUGUAUGAAGCUAAAAAAAAUAGUUAGUGCUAUCAAGAAUCAUGGCCAUUUUAUUUAUCAUCAAGACUUCACAUUUAGUUGGUUUUGGCAAGUUCUCCUCUCGUCUUUGUUUCCUUGCUGGUGACUGGUCAGCCACUAACAUCAAAUGUUAAGUUAGUUUCUCUCUGAAUAUAUACUUUGCAAUAAUAAAAAUACGACCUGGGUGAUCUUUUUGUCUCUCACAUUGAUUUUGCUAUUCAGAAUUAGAUACCUUUGUCAAAUUCA